AUGCCAACACAGCUCGAGGCAAAAAGGCUGUCUGCCGCCUUCUCGGCGGCAACCGAGGCACUCACCACCUGGUUCAGCGCCUACGCCGCUGCCUCUGGCUCCUGGCAGCUCUCCACCGGAUCCAGCGACGAUUCCUUCGCCCUUGCCGAUACCAGCCGAGGCCACCUCGACCGCCCACGCGACGAUCGACCACCUCACGGCUCCGGCCUUAAGUCUGCCGCCGCUGUCGCCGCCGGUCACUCGACCAGCGACGGCUCACCCGCAGCCUCUCCCACCGGCGACGCCGCCAGCGCCGGCGCGUCGCCCGCGCUUCAACAUGCGCAAAUAAUACAAAGCUCGCUCCGUGACCGUUCAACACAAUAA
Molecule: messenger RNA, 363 nt
Organism: Moesziomyces aphidis
Lineage: Eukaryota; Fungi; Basidiomycota; Ustilaginomycetes; Ustilaginales; Ustilaginaceae
Source: the annotation of a GenBank genome assembly